Onthophagus taurus is the source of this 1009-nucleotide messenger RNA. RefSeq names its product RNA-binding motif protein 13 (gene Rbm13). The record is from RefSeq and is a predicted model, not a curated record. NCBI's taxonomy places the organism in Eukaryota, Metazoa, Arthropoda, Insecta, Coleoptera, Scarabaeidae. Gene Ontology annotation, cellular component: preribosome, large subunit precursor; nucleolus. Gene Ontology annotation, biological process: maturation of LSU-rRNA; maturation of 5.8S rRNA.
AAGUUACCGACAUUGUCUGUCAUAUCUCAUAACACGUGGUAACCUAAAAAUUCGGUUAAAAUAUUUUUUAAUUUAAAUAAAACGAAUAAAAAUGCAGCACGACGAUGUUGUUUGGAGUAUCAUCAACAAAACAUUUUGUUCACAUAAAGUAAACACAAAAACCCAACGUUUUUGCCGAAAUGAAUAUAACCUAACUGGUAUGUGUAACAGAUCAUCAUGUCCUUUAGCAAACAGUCAAUAUGCAACGGUACGAGAAGAAAAUGGAAUUAUUUAUCUUUACAUGAAAACAGCGGAAAGAUCUGCUUUUCCAAAAAAGCUUUGGGAAAAAGUGAAAUUAUCGCGUAACUUUGAAAAAGCGAUCCAUCAAAUUAACGAAAAUCUUUUAUACUGGCCAGGUUUUAUCAAAUCGAAGUGCAAACAGAGAUUUGUUAAAAUAACUCAAUACUUAAUCCGAAUGCGUAAAUUAAAACUUCGCCGCCAAAAACUUUUAGUUCCAAUACAAAGAAAAAUCGAGCGAAGAGAACGAAGAAGGGAAGAUAAAGCUUUGGUCGCAGCCCGUAUUGAAAAGGGUGUCGAAAAAGCACUUUUAGAACGGUUACAAAAAGGUGUUUACGAAGAUUUAUAUAAUAUUCCUCAAACCGCAUUUGAUAGUGCUUUACGCGAAGAUGAAGUUGAAUCAGAAGAGGAAGUCGAACGAGAAGAGGAGUUCGAAGUUGAAAAUGAUGGGCCACAAUUUGUUGCUGCCGAUUCGGAUUCAGAAGAAAGCGAUAGCGGAAAACCUGAAUUAACAGAUUUAGAUAGUAAUUUUGAAACUGAUGAUUCAGAUAUAGAGGAUAUUCAAGGGCCUAGUUCGUCUAAAAGUAAAAAAGAUGGGAAAGGUGGUAAAUUUACAAAGAAAGGUGGAAAAAGUAAAUCAAGAAUUGAAAUUUCUUAUGAAAUGGAACACGAAAAUGUUCAAACCGGUAGAGUUAGUUAAUUUUUUUAUACAAGUAUAUUUUGAUGCAAUUAA